AUGGAAAAUGUAUUCACGCUGGUUUGCGGAUACUUGGAUAACGGAUGGCGAUUCGAUAACAAAGAAAAACACAAGCCAGAGAUAAUUUCAUCGCAGAACGCGGCAAACGUCGCCGACACUAUCUACAUAUCAGGGGCCGCGAUCACCGUUGUGGGGGCUGACCAAAACUUUGCGGGAUCUUUUCUCACCAACCGCUUGUUUCAAAUAAACGUCGAGCAGACCGAACCGAACAUGCCCGUAUUCGGCACCACGACCUAUACUUUCGGCAGCAGCACGAUACUGGACACCACUGCCGGCGGCGUCUCGAUCGGAACCGUGACCUUCACUGACGCCGACGGCGCCAACACGAUACGCAUUGCAAUGGGCUCGAACAACUAUUUUACUUUCGUUGAUAACAGGGAUGGAGCCGGCUCCGUUACAACCACCACUGACACCACUAACUUCCCGAUCUCGGACCAAUCCGGAACCACUGUGACCUUGACCUUCACGGCCACGGACACUUGCGGAGGCACAGUGCAGGGAACGAUGCCAAUCAUAGUCCAGAACAUGAAACCGACGCUAACGGGUCUUACACCAGGCGUUACGACGCCAGAAACCGUGGACGCAGAACGUCAGAUUGCCACGUACACGUGCUCCGACCCGUCAGACAACGUCACCCCCACCAUAACAGUCAGUCCCAGCACUUCGCCGGAGUAUUUUGUCACGCGCUUUUGGACGGGUACAUCAACAAAUGGAGUGUACGAGAUAAUUCUCCCCACCCAGUCGGCCUCAUGGCAAUUCAACUACGACACGGUCAACUCGUACACGAUCGUGGUCAAGUGCUUGGACGGUAAACCCUCGGGUACUGCUUCCGCUACCUUGGUGGUCAGUCUGUCUCCAAACCAGCCUCCGGAAAUCACCAAUCUGCCACUUGGAGCAAAAAUCGGGGUUUCGCAGACGACAUCUAAUGGUGAAGUCAUUUAUACUAUUCUAUAUACUGACCCUGAUCCAGACGACACAGUCGAUUUUACAUUUACAUGUAAUCCAACAGGAUGUCCGCUAACAGUACUUGCUUCUGGGGAAGUUCAACUGACAGACAACAUGUCGAACGCAAACGCAAACGGUUAUGACGUCAAGAUUACACCAACUGACAACAGGAAUAACGUUGGAUCGGCGAGGACUCUUACAGUGGUAGUAACAGCGAACACGCCCAUAUUCGGCACCACAACCUACACUUCCGGCAGCAGCAUGAUACUGGACACCACUUCGGGCAGCGUCUCGAUAGGGACCGUGACCUUCACUAACGCCGACUGCGCCAACACGACUAGCAUCACCAUGAACUCGAACAGCUAUUUUACUUUCGUUGAUAACAGGGAUGGAACAGGCUCCGUUACAACCACCACCGAUACCACUAACUUCCCGAUCUCGGACCAAUCCGGAACCACUGUGACCUUGACCUUCACGGCCACGGACACUUGCGGAGGCACAGCGCAGGGAACGAUGCCAAUCAUAGUCCAGAACAUUAAACCGACGCUAACGGGUCUUACGCCAGGCUUAACGACGUCAGAAACCGUGGACGCUGAACGUCGGAUUGCCACGUACACGUGCUCCGACCCGUCAGACAACGUCAUCCCCACCAUGACAGUCAGUCCCAGCACUUCGCCGGAGUAUUUUGUAACGCGCUUCUUGUCGGGUACAUCAACAAAUGGAGUGUACGAGAUAAUUCUCCCCAGCCAGUCGGCCUCAUGGCAGUUCAACUACGACACGGUAAAAUCGUACACGAUCGUGGUCAAGUGCUUGGACGGUAAACCCUCGGGUACUGCUUCCACCACCUUGGUGGUCAGUCUGUCUCCAAACCAGCCACCGGAAAUCACCAAUCUGCCACUUGGAGCAACAAUCGGGGUAUCGCAGACGACAUCCAGUGGUGAAGUCAUUUAUACUAUUCAAUAUACUGACCUUGAUCCAGAUGACACAGUCAAUUUUACAUUUACCUGUAAUCCACCAGGAUGUCCGCUCACAGUACUUGCUUCCGGGGAAGUUCAACUGACAGACAACAUAUCGAAUGCAAACGCGAACGGUUAUGACGUCAAGAUUAGACCAACUGACAACAAGAAUAACGUUGGAUCGGCGAGGACGCUUACAGUGGUGGUAACAGUUGGAUCAAGCGGUUCAGGGACGGAAGGUGGGUCAGGCGGUUCAGGAACGGGAAGUGACUUCUCAAUUGGCGGCAUGCCGUGGCUCAUCCCAUCGGUCGUAUCUUUGGUUCUCUUUGUCGUCAAUCUGAUAAUGUUCCUGUGUGUAUACAACAAGCUAAAAAUGCAGAUUAGAACAAACAAGGUUGGACCUAUAUAACACUAUUUUCAAUGGACAUAUUUUAAUAUUAACCAUUGCAUAGAUUAAUAUGGAGCACAUUUUCAUUAUUUACCAUAAUAGUAACGUCAGAAUCUAGUGAACUGACACAAGUGUGUAUAUGCAGAUAGUGUUUUGGUUUCUGUGAUAAUGUUAAUGGUUAUACUCGUGUGGCCUUCUUUGCAUACUUGUAAGAUAUUUCAUAUCCAAACUUAAAGACUUGUUGGAAUGCAAAUUCUUGAGUGUUGUUUUUUUGUGCAAAUGAUUUAUGCAAAGCCUUUUCAUUUUCUUUGAACAUAUCGUGGUUGUGGUUAUAAACAACGAAAAGCAUGCAUUCAGUGUAAACACGUUUUGAUUAACAAAAAAAAAAAACCAGCACCGAAACAAAUUGAAUCUAAACAUUAUUUUGGUGAAACUCGAUGAAAUCUUCUGCAUAAAGAGCAGAAUCGUACAGACAGAAUUUGAAUAUACCAAGCAAUAUUUCAAUUUUUUUACAUACCCCUUUUUUUCAAAACGACUACUUAAGUUUUUUUAACGUUAACUUCUUAUUUAUAUUCAAUGCAAAAUUCGUGUAAAUAAUUUAAUUGUUGUUGUAGUCCAGCAAUAGCAUCAGAGUCUAGUGCGACAUCGCCCGCAACAAAAAUAGCAACACAAUAUUUCGAGACCAUAUGGCGUUAGUUGUAUACCGCUUAUGUACUUGCUUUUCAGAUAUUCAUAUAUAUAAUUUAUAAUUAGACGAAACCAUGUUGGACUUCAAUUAAAACCUUCCCGUUAACCCAUAGGACAGUGAAUUAGAUCACUUAAAGUAUAAUGUGAUUUCACUUUAGAUUUUCACUUCUGUAUAUAGACCUUUUAUGGCGUUUAACAAUUUUCCACUGAUGUCUUUUAAUCAAAUGCCUUUUAAAAAUCUACAAAAGCAACAUAUAACCUUUUUACCUUUUCUACAUAACUAUUUAUCGAUUUAUGAGUAAAGAACACAUGCGUUAUCAAUCGUUGAAUAGCCUUUUCUAAAACCGGCUUGUGGAUUUGUUAGGCGCCCGUACGCUUCCGCGUAGAACGUUAAUCUUUUAUUUAGUAUAUAACUGUAUAUUUUACUCAAAAUAUCUUAAAUUUAUGUCAGGGUUAUUUGUGGGUCUUUUUUAUGCAACGGUAUCAUUACAGAGCACGCCCAAUUUUGGGGGAAGCAACCUGUGUUAACAAUCUUAUUCAAAAUAAUAUUAAGCAAAGGCAGAAUGAUAUCAAUACUGCAUACGAAAUGCUUAGCUAGUAUAACACCAGAGUAAGCUAAAGACAUUUCACUGCCUCUAUUUUUUCUUGAUCUGAGAUACGAGAACUGAAAACUGUAUCCCGACAUUCGUCAAUAUGAACAUUUCCUCCUAGAAUAUUAACAUCAACAUUUGUGUCAUAUGUAUCAUAUGAGAUGUCCAUUAAAAAGUGUGUUAAAAUGGUU
This is a messenger RNA of Dreissena polymorpha, 3778 nucleotides long. RefSeq lists its product as uncharacterized. Gene Ontology annotation, molecular function: calcium ion binding. The transcript has 15 exons. The coding region runs from base 1 to 2331 and encodes 776 amino acids. The record is from RefSeq and is a predicted model, not a curated record. NCBI's taxonomy places the organism in Eukaryota, Metazoa, Mollusca, Bivalvia, Myida, Dreissenidae. Gene Ontology annotation, cellular component: membrane.